Messenger RNA from Bemisia tabaci, 806 nucleotides. The record is from RefSeq and is a predicted model, not a curated record. NCBI's taxonomy places the organism in Eukaryota, Metazoa, Arthropoda, Insecta, Hemiptera, Aleyrodidae.
CAAUAUAAAAGACUCGGUGGAAGAGCUUCUCCAACAAGAUAGCGAAACACGUGUAUUCCGUUCGUAUCAGUGAUUUACAAUACAGUGCACUGCCAUGGAUUUUAAGCCAAUUUUUGUGUUGAGCGCCAUGAUGGCGGCAGCAUCAGCUCAGUACUACGCAGCGGCCCCCGCAGUUUACCACGCGCCGGCUCCGAUCAGGUAUGCCGCCCCCGCAGUCUACGCCGCCCCCGCGCCUGUCAGGGUGGCCUACGCCCCCGCCCCCGUCAUAGCCAAAGUCGCCCCCGUGGCCAAGGUCGUCGCCCCUGCCGCGCCUGCUGUCGACACCGACUACGACCCUAACCCGUCCUACAGCUAUUCUUACGAUGUCAAGGACACCAUCACAGGUGACGACAAGAGCCAGCAGGAGUCCCGGCAAGGCGACGUUGUGCAGGGAAGCUACAGCUUGACCGAGCCUGACGGCAGCCGGAGGACGGUCGAGUACACGGCCGACCCGGUCAACGGAUUCAACGCCGUCGUCCACAAGGACGCGCCCGCCGUCGCCCCUGCCGUCGUCAAAGCCGCCCCCGCCGCCGUCUACGCCCCUCCCGUAGUCAAAUACGCCGCCCCUCUCGCCACCGCCGCCCCCGUCGCCUACUACCACUAACUCAACGCCACCUGAGCCAAUGAUUCGCGGCCAUGGCCCACCAACUAUGGCCAUUUCUGCCGUACUAAGGAAAAACGCCGUAUGGACAAUCGAGAGUUGCCAAGUUUCUUCCGAUAAAACAUUCAUUUCAUAGGAAAUUGCGGAUAUUUUUCCUUCACAGAAA